AUGGCCACUCUCAGUCCGGAUCCUCUUCCGCGCGAGCCUGGCGAGCUCCUCAAGCUCGGGCUCUCGCUCAUCGAGCGCGCCUACGACGAACGCGCGCGAGGCCUCGAGGCGGAGACCGCUCGGCUGCGCGCCUUCAGCGCGGAGAGCGAGGGCCGCGUGACGGCGCUGCAGCAGCGGGUGUCAGAGCUGGAGGCGCAGCUCCGUAGCGGCGCCGCCGAGAACGCCUCGCUCGUCUCCGAGCGCGCCUCGCUCGCCGCCGAGAACCGUUCGCUGCAGGAGCGGCUCGACAAGGCGGGCCAAUUCAAGCGCGCAAUCAUGUCGAUCGCGGCGACGAACGGAGUGGCGGACGAGGAGCCGCCGCCGCCCAACGGGGCCUCCCACAGCGGUGGCGGCGGCGUUGGUACCGGGUGCAGAGGCAAGGAGUUCUUCCGUGCGGCGCGGCUGCGGCUGUCGUACGAGCAGUUCUCCGCCUUCCUCGCCUCAAUCAAGAGACUGAACGACCACGCGCAGACGAGAGAGGAGACGGUGAGUCAGGCGGGCGCCAUCUUUGGCACGGAGCACCGCGACUUGUGGCUCGCCUUCCAGGGAUUGCUCAACAGGCAUGGGCUGACGUGAGAGCUAGGCCGCGCCGCGUCGGACUCGCUUUGCUUUGCGUUCUCCCCACAAACGGGGCCCCGUCCCCCGGUUUUUGGCACGCACCACGUGCAGAGUUGCACUUGUAGUACGGUGCAUGUGGGAAGAAAUAGUACGAUGUGCAAAA
Molecule: messenger RNA, 760 nt
Organism: Emiliania huxleyi CCMP1516
Lineage: Eukaryota; Haptophyta; Isochrysidales; Noelaerhabdaceae
Exons: 2
Coding region: 1-615 (204 amino acids)
Source: RefSeq, a predicted model, not a curated record